Molecule: messenger RNA, 561 nt
Organism: Amborella trichopoda
Lineage: Eukaryota; Viridiplantae; Streptophyta; Magnoliopsida; Amborellales; Amborellaceae
Source: RefSeq, a predicted model, not a curated record
AUGGCCGAGCUCCUUUGCAACCCUGACAAGAUGGCCAUCGCUAAGAUGGAGCUCUCAAGGACUCUCGGUGAUCCACAACACAUUGCGGAAGAGUCAGACAUAUCUCGACUCCCUUACUUACAGGCUGUGGUGAAGAAGACAUGGCGGCUCCAUGCCCCCGUACCGCUUCUCAUCCCCCAUAGGGCUGAUACGACUGUAAAUGUGGCCUGAUACAUAGUGCCGGAACAUGCACAAGUGCUGAUCAACUAUUGGGCCAUUGGAAGAGACCCUAAAGUGUGGGGCAAUCCGACAACCUUCUUGCCGGAAAGAUUCUUGGCUUCUAACGUGGAUUACAAGGGCAAGGAUUUCCAAUUUAUUCCGUUUGGGGUGGGGCGGAGGAUAUGCCCUGGCCUUCCUCUUGGUGUUCACAUGGUCCACUUGAUGCUUGUGUCUUUGUUGCAUUAUUUCGAUUGGGAGCUUCCUGAUGGAUUGAAAGCAGAGGAGAUGGAUAUGAGGGAUAAGUUUGGGGUCACCUUGCAAAAAUUGGUUCGACUUCGACUAAUCCCUCGUCAAGGCUCGUGA